This is a messenger RNA of Arachis duranensis, 2102 nucleotides long. RefSeq lists its product as uncharacterized. NCBI's taxonomy places the organism in Eukaryota, Viridiplantae, Streptophyta, Magnoliopsida, Fabales, Fabaceae. Bases 103 to 1953 code for a protein of 616 amino acids. The record is from RefSeq and is a predicted model, not a curated record. The transcript is spliced from 5 exons.
UAGUUUUUGGCAUACAAGUAUACAAUUGCACUGAUCAAGGUAGAGUUGUUGAAGAGGUUCACCUGCUUUUCUUGUUAAUUCUGAUCAUGGUCAGUGUUAGUUAUGGAAAGAAGUGAACCUGCAUUAGUUCCAGAAUGGUUGAGAGGUGCUGGAAAUGUUGCUGGGGCUGGCAAUUCAGCCCAACAGUUUGCAUCCCCAUCUAAUCAUGCAGAUACUCCGACUCUAGCCGAUAGAUCAAGGAACAGAUCUUCUAAGACAAAUGGUGAUUUUGAUAGCACACGUUCUAUAUCUUUUGAACGGACUGCCUCAUCAAAUUCUCGUAGGAGUUCCAUCAAUGGUUCUGCUAAGCAUGCCUACAGUAGUUUCAAUAGAAGUCAUCGUGACAAGGACCGUGAUAGAGAGAAAGAUAGAUCCAAUUUUAGUGACCAGUGGGAUCGUGGUAGUUCUGAAAGGAUAGAGAGGGAGACAUUGCAACGUUCUCAUUCAAUGCUUUCCAGGAAACAGAGUGAGACUUUAAUUCGCAGAGUUGUUGUAAAUACAAAAUCUGGUGGCAGUAGCAAUCAGAACAAUGGGAAUGGCAUACUUUCUGGUGGUAGUAUUAGUAGUGUUCAGAAAGCUUUCUUUGACAAGGAUUUUCCAUCACUUGGGGCUGAGGAGAAGCAGGGUAUAGCUGAAAUAGGAAGAGUUCCAUCUCCUGGUUUGGGUUCUGCUGCUAGUCAAAGCCUACCGGUUGGUAAUUCAGCUUUGAUACGUGGGGAAGGAUGGACAUCUGCACUAGCAGAGGUACCUACCAUAAUUGGAAGCAGUAGUCCAGGAUUUGUAAUGGUGCAACAAAAUGCAACUGCAGCUUCUGGGUCUGUAGCUUCAAGCACAACAGCUGGUCUUAAUAUGGCUGAAGCAUUGGCCCAGACUCCGUCCCAAGCUCGUUCUGCACCUCAGGUGUUGGUCAAAAUCCAAAGGCUUGAGGAACUGGCUAUUAAGCAGUCAAGGCAAUUGAUUCCAGUAACACCAUCAAUGCCUAAAGCUUUGGUUCCUAAUUCCUCUGAGAAAUCAAAGCCAAAAGCAGCAGUCAGAAGUACUGAGAUGAGUGUUUCUGCAAAGAGUUUGCCCCAGCAGCCCUCUGGGUUGCACAGUACUAGUCAGUCUGUUCGAAAUGUAAAUACCAAAGUUGAAGCUCCGAAGACAUGUGGAAAAUUUACUGAUCUUAAAUCCGUGGUGUGGGAGAAUGGUGUUUCUCCUACCUUCUCCAAGGAGGUUUCAAAUUUGACAAAUUCUUCCAUCGGCAAAUCAGGAAGUCAACAUGCUGUUGCUUCAGCGGUUGCUUCUACCCCUUCGAAGAACACCAAUUACAUGAAAUCUCCCACAGUGCAAAAGCCAUCUUUGGAUCUGAAAAUAGGUUCCACAGUGGAGAAGAGACAUUCUCAUUCACAUUCGCAGAGUCGAAACGAUUUCUUCAAUCUCAUUAAAAAGAAAACACUGAUGAACUCCUCUACAGUUGUUCCAGAUUCUAUCCCGGUGGUUUCAUCUCCUAUAUCAGAGAAAUCUGGUGAAUUAAAUGGAGUAGUAGUUAAACCUUCUGUAUAUCCUCAAUCCACUGGAAAUGGUCCUCAAGUGACAAGCAAUGGCAAUGCUCAUGCCUAUGAAGAGUCACAGAGACUUUCUGAUAGUGAAGAAAAAGAUUCUAUUCCCAGUGCGACAAUAUCUCCUGAUGAGGAAGAGGCUGCAUUCCUUCGUUCUCUUGGCUGGGAGGAGAAUUCAGAUGAGGAUGAAGGGCUUACGGAGGAGGAGAUCAAUGCCUUCUAUCAGGAGGUGUGCAAGAAGUUGGGCCCCACAACAUUCAAGCUCUGCCAAGGGAUGCAACCAAACCUGUCCAAGUUGUUUGAAUCCUAUGCAUCCAACUUGCAUGGAGCUUCUGCUGAGUUGAGCUCCUCUAAUUCUGGAUCGGAAGCUUGAAGUAAUGUUUUUCUUCCUUUUGAUCAUAGUUAGAUCCAAGUUUCGAUUUUUUAUUGGCAGAUGGCUAGUUUCAUUCUAUCCAUUUGUUCUGAAAGAAGGCUGGUGAUUUGGUAGUGGAAGAACAGGGAGGGUGGGUUUUGAUUGGAACC